Arabidopsis thaliana (thale cress) is the source of this 1127-nucleotide messenger RNA. RefSeq names its product myosin heavy chain-like protein. NCBI's taxonomy places the organism in Eukaryota, Viridiplantae, Streptophyta, Magnoliopsida, Brassicales, Brassicaceae. The coding region runs from base 234 to 866 and encodes 210 amino acids. Gene Ontology annotation, cellular component: myosin complex. The transcript is spliced from 4 exons. The record is from RefSeq and is marked reviewed. Gene Ontology annotation, molecular function: cytoskeletal motor activity.
CCUUAAAUCAAGUGGUAUUGAAAUCUAACGGCUGCGAGUUUAUUAUAAAUUUCAAAUCAAGUGGCAUCGAAACGCGUUGCGAUGAAGUCAUAUAAUCUAACGGCUGAGAUUUGUAUCUUUUAAUCGAUCGAAUCAUUUGAAGCCACGUCUUCUCUCUCACUUUGGAGAUUUUUCUAACGCAGAAUCUGAGAAUAAGCUAACCGAUUCCGAUUUCGAGUUCGUCGCCGGGAGGAAUGAACCGGUUGAAGGAGCAAAAGGGGCCGAAGUUCGACGGCGAAGAAUCACCUCCACCUGAUUUUGAUGAAGAUCGAAGUGUGGGUGAGGUAGACGGAGGAGAUCACACGCCAUUCGCUGGAGGUAAAGUCAGAAGGAAAGCGUCUCGCUAUAGAGAGCAUCGUGGUGACUAUCUUCACGUUUCUUCUCGUCCUGGAUUGAUGCGAAUUCUGGAGAAACAAGGUGAUACAUCGAUUCUUUUUGCUGAUAAAGUUUUGAAGUUCACCGGCUCGGGGAAGAUGAAACGGCGUAUUUUUAUCCUCACUGAUUUUGCGAUCUAUCUAAUUGAUCCCGAGACUGAAGCUAUGACCAGGAGAAUUGCUUUGUCAUCAGUAGAGAAGAUGUGUUUAAGCAAAUUGAGUGAUAACUUCUUCGCUAUCAUUAUUCCCACGGAAUAUGAUCUCUUCAUGGCCAGCACUAGGAAGACUGAGCUUGUUCAGGUCAUGGUAGAUGUCACUAAAAGUGCUUCUGACUAUGAACUUGAAGUGCUUCUCUCUAACAGAUUUGAGUACAAUGCAUCUGCCUCAUUAGUAAAGGAAGUUUCUUUUGAGGAAUCUGAAGGGGGUAUCAAGACCAAAUUUGUGUGGAAGUGACUACAUCUCAACUUUCCUCGCUGUUCAUAAACUUUGGAGGGACCACUAGUAAGAUCUGUUUCGACUUUCGAAUGUCUUUUCUGUUGGUUACUAAUAGCUGAAAUCAUGGUGGUAUGUGUUGUUUAUUAUAUUCUGUUUCGACUUUCGAAAAUGUGAAUGGAUUCUUUCAUGUAACACAAGACCAGUAGUGUCAAUAUAAGAAACAAAUGGUUACAAGUAUAUUUCAAAUAUUGUUAGAAGACAGAUUCUAGUUUUGUUGGA